Molecule: messenger RNA, 3146 nt
Organism: Daphnia carinata
Lineage: Eukaryota; Metazoa; Arthropoda; Branchiopoda; Diplostraca; Daphniidae
Product: GPI inositol-deacylase-like
Exons: 15
Coding region: 103-2832 (909 amino acids)
Biological process (GO): GPI anchor metabolic process; endoplasmic reticulum to Golgi vesicle-mediated transport
Cellular component (GO): endoplasmic reticulum
Molecular function (GO): phosphatidylinositol deacylase activity
Source: RefSeq, a predicted model, not a curated record
GUCACCUUUCGCGUGACGACUUAGAAAAUCUGCGUUGCUUGUAUGAGAGCGUGUUUAGUUGUAUUUUAAGUAAGCAUCGUUUCAAUAGAAUUCGGCUGAAAUAUGAAGAAGAAGACUGCAUUGAAAUUGUUGUCUGGCGCGCUUCUUCUUUUUGCCUUCGUCCAAGGAAUUCGGCGCUUUGUCUUCGAUUUGGAAGAUAACAAAUGUGAAAUGACCUUCAUGUUUGAAUAUCCUCAGUACAUUAAACUUAACUUGAAGGAGCUCAGUUCAACCAAGUUCCCUCAUUACAACUUAUUUGUGUAUGGUGAAGGAGAGCAAGCUGCAAAGUAUAAAAAGGGUCAAUUUACUGGUAUACCAGUCCUUUUUAUACCAGGAAAUGCUGGAUCAUAUAAGCAAGUACGCUCUCUUGCUUCAUAUGCUUAUCGUAAAUCUUUGGAUUCACACAAGCAUUUUCACUUUGAUUUUUUCACUAUUGAUUUUAAUGAAGAGCUGUCUGCUUUGUAUGGUGGUAUUCUCAACCAACAAACUGCAUAUGCAAAUCAUUGUAUAAAAAGCAUCCAGCUUCUCUACAAGAACAUUGAUCAAAGACAAAAAUCACUUCUCAUAAUUGGCCAUUCAAUGGGUGGAAUGGUUGCUAAAGCAGUUUAUAAAGAAAUGGAUUUUGACUUAAAUCAAAUAAACACCAUAAUAACCCUGGCUACUCCUCAUCGAAGACCUGUCGUAUCCUUAGACGAAGACAUGACGAAUUUUUAUCGACAAACUAAUCAGUUCUGGCAAGAAUCGACCACCCGGACAAAAAACGUUGCUUUAGCUUCGAUUGGUGGAGCUGACCGAGAUAUUCAAGUACGAUCUGGGCUGACAGCUGCACAUUCACCAACCAUCAACGUACUGACAACUGAAAUACCAACAGUUUGGCUUGCAACGGACCACCUGUGUAUAGUAUGGUGUAAACAGGUUGUUUCGGCGGUAGUACGUGUUCUGUUUGAUAUGGUGGAUUCUUCAAAUCAGAAUUGGGUUGAACCUGUUGCUAUUCGCGAGGAAAUUUUACGGUAUCAUUUGAUCCAGCACCCUGGAGGGAAAAGCUUUAAAGAUUUCCAAAGUGCAAAAGAGGUACAGUUUGAUCCUGAUGGACAGUGGCGAGAGGUCGUUGCUCCCCGUUUUACUGCUAGUCCUCAAGCAGAAGACAAGAGUAAUAGCUAUUUCAUGAUCCCAAUAGUUGACAACGCUUUUCGGGAUCGGUUAACUGCCAUAGCGUCGGGAUUAUCCAUUAAAUAUUGGGUUUUUGGAUGCGUUGCCAUGUCUUGGAAGAACAAUGCCAGAUUCUGUGAGCGAGGAAUCGAUUUAUCACAUCACACUGUACUUUUGCCCAACAUCGGAGAUUUUGUUAAGCGAAAAUUCGUCACCCUUGAUUUGGUCAGUCUCAAAGAAAAGGGUUUUUCUCACGUCAUUUUAAAUAUUCCUAGAAAUUAUCAAAAGGCGUCUGUUCUGGUUGAUGUGUACCGUGCUUCACACAGAAAUCUUGAAAUUCGCUUCCCAUUCAAAAGUUACAUUCCUUUUGCUUCUAUUGCUGAAGUAGUUGUGCCAAGCGAUACGCUUUCAUUCAGCAUAUCGCUGCCAGACCUAAAUAGGUCUUGGCAGUCUAUCGUUCUCAAGCCAAGUGGAAAGAAUUGUCCUUCACAAAAUAAUGCUCUUAUCCGGAAAGUGGUGCCAUGGUCUCAUGAAAGCCAGUACUUUUUGACAAAUCAGAGCUUCUCGCUUCAUCUUCAUGCUCCUAAAGCUCCGGUGGAUAGUGAAUAUGAUUCCGUUCAUCUACAAUUGAUCAAUCCAAAUCCACAAUGCGCUUUCGUUAUAGAAAUUUCGACCGACUGGAUUGGUAUGUGGGCUCAAUUAGCCCGCUUUUACUCACCGAUCCUUUUGCCGUUGGUUUUCGCAAUUUAUUUACAUUGUUUCGCAAAACAACUAAAGGAGAAGCAAUUUGGAAACGGUGUUUCAUCAACAUCAUCGUGCCUUUUAGAAAUGCCAAUCAUUAAAUUAGCGCUCAUUCCUGAAGCAUUUUCGAUUCUGUUAGGAUUUUUUGACUCGUUGCAUCUGCCGCAAUGGCCAUCUUUCUCCUCAGAUGAAUUUAUUCUGCGAGAUGAUGGACUCGGCUUCCCGUUUAUGUACUUGCUACUUGGAAUAGUUGCUUGGUGUUUGGCAAUCAUAUUAUCCCUUCUCUUCUGGCUUGGAGUAUCUGCAGGGGGCAAUAUUCUACACAGUUUCUUAAUCCGUUAUUUGAGAGGUUCCUAUGGAAUUUCGCUGAUUGUGGCAGAAGUAGUAGCGAUCGGUCUAUCACGAAUACCUUUAUUCAUAUCUGUGGCUCUCGUUGCAAUUGCAUCCAGUACCUGCGGAUCCCUAGCGCUAUUUCUUGGAUUGGCAGUUUGCAUCUGGAAGUUGUUCGGCUAUUACGAGGAUGAGUUGGAGUCGAUGUUGAGUGAUGAAGAAAACCAAGAAGUAGAUGACGACUUUCAUAUUAACACAACUAUAUCUUUGCUGUGGCUUUGCACUGCUUUUCUCAGUGUUCCAACCCUUAUUAUCUGGAGCAAAAGCCCAGAUUUGACUCUACCAAAUGAUUAUUGGCUGGUCCCUAGUUUUGUCUGGAGUAUCUCGGGAAUAAUGAUUUGGCAAAAUUCGGCGGCAGUUCAGGAAAAGUCCGCCUCUUACGGUCGCGUGGGUAAUGUGGUCUCCAUGCUUUCCCUGUUGCUUCUAGCGUUUGGCUUAGUCUCGAUUUAUCGAAUCCCUUAUUUCGUUACUGCCGCGAUCGCCAUAUACGCUGUAGCCAAGUAUUUCAUGUGACAGUGAGAUAUGGAAGGAAGAGGUUUUGUUACGUUGGUUUUAGUGCUUCAUCAAAUUGUCACUACCUGCUUCAAGUAAUAAAAUAACAAGAAGAUUAGGAGCUUUUUUUCUGCAGUACAGAGAUGGUUGCUGUUCUUGUUCACGUUCGUAAACUAUUUGAAGUAGCCUACUAAGUAAGGUGAUUUCCUAAUUGCAAGAAGCCAUGUAAUGUACCAAAUGCCAUAAGCAUAAAAUCGGAUGUUGGCUAAGAAAUUUUGUAUAAUUUCCGCCUGAGCUAAUCGAUCCCGUUUGAAAUACAAAUGAAAAUAAAUUAA